Messenger RNA from Chrysoperla carnea, 1572 nucleotides. RefSeq names its product cyclin-dependent kinase 2-interacting protein-like. The transcript is spliced from 4 exons. The record is from RefSeq and is a predicted model, not a curated record. The coding region runs from base 131 to 757 and encodes 208 amino acids. NCBI's taxonomy places the organism in Eukaryota, Metazoa, Arthropoda, Insecta, Neuroptera, Chrysopidae.
AUGAUCUUGAGUAUCUUUUUCACCAGAUAACCAUGUGUUAGAGUGAGAACAGUUUAUACAAAAGUUGAUACAUGUUUUUAAUCGGAUAAUUAAUUUUAAAAAUAAAUAUAUUUCAAACUAUAUUAAAAUUAUGUCACGUCAAUUAACGCCUAAAAAAGAAGAAAAUCUUUUAAACACUUCUCAAUUUAUACCAAUAAAACUACAUGAAAGUCCGGGCUCAAAAACGGCACAAAGGAAUUUAACUGGAUAUCCAAGGAUAAUAAGAGAUUUAUCUGCAGAUAUUUUUAAUGAUAUUCAACAAUGGAAUGGAUUACAUAUUCGUGGGGCAAAAAUUAUCAAAGAAAUUGCAAGUUUAAAAGCAACAACUUAUAAACAAUCACAUUAUCCUCCAGAAUUAGAACCGUUAUGUAACAAUGUACUGGAAGUUGUUAAUGCUCUUGAAAUUAUUGUUGAGUCAUUGAAGGCAAUUAGUAAAAAAAUGAGUCCCAUUGUUAAUUUGCAUAAAAGUAAUACACCAUUAUUUAUAUCUUGGCCUACUAGUAAAUUUGUUUUGACUGCUGAAAAAAUUGCAAAUGUUUACGCUGAAGAAUUGGAUUUGAAAAGAACAAUUUGCGAAAAUAUUGCACAUAGUAAAGACGAAGAAGAGGCAACAUUUCAUGCAGUUACGUGGGCCGUUCAACCGUUUAUUGAAAAUGACGUUAACAUCGCUCUGGAAAGUUUAUUAACUGAAACUGGACAUCGCAGUAUUGGAAAAUAAUACAAAGUUGAAUUCUUGAUCCCCAAAAUAUUUAUCUUUUGAAGUGUCGACCAGAAACAAUUUCUUGCUUAAAGCAUUUGAAUGAAAAACUAAAGAAUUACGCUCAGCUAAAUUCCUUAAUCGUACCAUAAUACUGCUAAUCUGCUUUUUAGUAACGGCUCGUCCACACAUGUAAUACAUUUAUCUGUGUGUUUGUGAAAUAUCACAAAACUUAGUUUUGCAUUAGCAGAAAUUAUGGUCGAAUGGUUUCGGCAAAUUACAUUUCUAUGGAAAUUUCUAAUGUAUUCGCAAGAACUGAGAACACAUACUUGCACAAAUAGUGGCCGAAUAAUUUCCACAUUCGAAAAAGUAUCUUAUUUUUUCACACACACAUGCUACGGAGUUAGAUAUUGUAGGAGAUAUUCAUAUUUUAUUUAUAUUUUCGUAUAAACUUGGGUAAACUAAACUGCAUGUAAGUGAUUAUUAAAGUUUUGCAUCUGGACGGAGCUGAAUAUUCUUUACGUUUACUACGAAAAGUCAAAUUAUAGCAAUUUAUGGUAGUUAAGACUAAAAGGCAAAACUUAAAGAUUCAGGGAAAACAUAUAUCGAUUUAGAUUCCAAAAAUAUAAUCUGUAAAUAAUGGGUAUUUUUGGCAUUAAAAAUUGCCUCUUAAAUAUCGUUAAUUUUAUAAGAAAAAUCAAAAAAUUGCUUCCGGUCGGUUGAUGUCUGAAAUUCCGUCUGAAAAUAGAAAAAACCGCUCGCCUAAAAGUAAUUAGAAGUUAUUUUGUAUAUUGUAUAACUAUAGAUGUAGGCAUACCAAUAGACAGAAAAUUUAA